Messenger RNA from Durusdinium trenchii, 1068 nucleotides. NCBI's taxonomy places the organism in Eukaryota, Dinophyceae, Suessiales, Symbiodiniaceae. The record is from the annotation of a GenBank genome assembly.
AUGGACGUUGAAGACGUCAUCAAGGCGAUGAAAGCGUCUGUGGGAAAUCCACAGGUGCAGGAGAAAGGAUUCGACGCCUUGAACCUCUGUGUUGAAGAUCCCAAGAGCCACAUUGAGGUGGCCAGGCUGGAUGGUAUUGCUAUGAUUGUAAAGGCGAUGGAACAGCAUCAAAUGGAAGUACAGCUGGCGGCCAUGAACAUCCUGGAGAAGAUGACCUCGGGCGAUCCUGCGCAUACCAAAGCCAUGGUCAAUGUGCAAGGCAUCAAUGCCAUCCUCAACGCUAUGGCUCAGAGUCUGAGUAAGGCAGACUUGCAGGCAGCUGGGUGCAAAAUCCUGUGCAACGUUGCAAAGCACGAUGCCCAUUGCCAAGAGAAGGUUGCCAAGUCUGGAGCUGCUCAGGCAGUGCUGGAUGCCAUGCGGGCGCAUUGUGCUUCUGCGACCAUUCAGGAGCUGGGAUGUCAGGCCUUGAAGGAGUUUGCAGCCUUCAAUGCUGAGAGCCAGGAGGACAUCUACGUGCGCGGGGGGAAUCCAGGUGGUGCUCCGAGCUAUGGAGUCUUACCCGGAGUCAUGGGUUGUGGCGUCCUGCGGAAUUUAGCGGCCUGCAACAGUCAACAGCAGCAAGCCGUGGUGUCCCGCGGGGGCAUCCAGGUAGUCAUGGAUGCAAUGUCGGCGCACAAGGACCACGCCCUGAUGCAGUGGGCGGGAUGCUGGACACUGUUCUGCCUCUGCGUGCACAAUGCAGAGAUGCGGUCAGAGGUCUAUGCCUAUGGUGCCGCUAGAGCAGCGCUCAAGGCGCUCGAGGCACAUCGAUUGGAGGCCCGCGUGCAAGAAGCCGGCUGCUGGCUCUUGAAGGAGUUGGCAGAGCACAUGGCCAGCUGCAAGGACAGGGCGACCUUCUCGGCGGCCAUCCAGGCCGCAUUGAAGGCAGUGGAGAAGUACCCUGGGAAUCAGGCAGUUGAGAAAGCAGCAAGGACUGCGCUACAAAAGCUCUCCGCCUUUGACAAGGAGCACUCAGAGCACGCCAAGUGGUCCAAGACAAAAGUAACCCGUACCAGCCACAUUCUUUGA